UGUUUUUCUGAAAUAAGCGAGUGUCGACGUUGGUCGUUAACUGCCAAGCCCGAAAGGAGGUGCGCCGAGGGCACACGUGACUGCGCCGAACGGAAAGAAAUGUGGGUCUGCGAUAUCCAAACUUGGAACUUUCAAGUCGCUGAAUGAACUUUUUGUCAACAACCGCUGCCGUCACCACCUCACCAUUGCCUCACUGUGCUGCUGGCAAACGACAUCAACAAUGGCUCGAACGACCCAAAUAAAGCGCAAGCAUAUGCAAAUUGCUCGCUUUUGCCGGCAAUACCUCCAACUCGCGCCGGUCGUGGACUUCCCCGACGGCGAGUACCUGUGCGAUGCAUCAGUCCAAGAGACACUGUACGAGCAGCUUUUUAGCGAGGACAUGGAGAAUCCCGCACCUCCACGGUACCAGCUGAGGAUCCUGAAGGAGCUGGUGAAGAGGAUCGAGGGAAGUAUCGAGGAUUGGGACAGAUAUGGCCUCUCGGACAAUCUCUACACAAGAUUAUCCCAUCUGCUCUCGCUGCGGUUACCCUCCGAGGCCGAUGCCGCGCAGCAAAAGUGCUACGUCACUUACCACCUGUCUCUUCUCGGCGCCGGCAGUGCUCAUGACCAGACACUGCCGGUUCUCGGAGACAAAGCCCCCCACAUCACCCUCCUGGAAUCCCGCAACCUCAUCGCCGCCUCCGGCACCACCGGCCUCCGCACCUGGGAAGCCUCCCUCCACCUGGGGCAAUACCUUCUCACGCACCCUUCACUCGUCCGCGACAAGCGCGUGCUCGAACUCGGCGCAGGGACAGGCUACGUCUCUAUCCUCUGCGCCAAGUAUCUCGGCUCCAAACACGUCAUGGCCACCGACGGGUCAGAUGAAGUCGUGGCCAACCUGCCUGACAGUCUUUUCCUCAACGGGCUCCAAGGCUCUGACAGUGUUCAGCCGAUGGAGCUAUGGUGGGGUCACGCGCUUGUCGGCACCGAGGAGGAGCAAUGGAAUGGAGGACGAGAAGUGGAUGUGGUGCUGGGCGCAGAUAUCACGUAUGAUAAGAGCGUUAUUCCGGCGUUGGUGGCCACGGUUGAGGAAGUGCUUGGGCUUUUCCCCAAGGCGGAGGUGGUGAUUGCAGCGACGGAAAGGAAUCGGGAGACUUAUGAGAGCUUCCUGAGCGUGUGUGAGGGCAGGGGGUUGGAGGUGGUUCAUGCAGAGUUUCCGGUGCCGCCCAGAUCUGAGCAGACUGGGCCGUUCUAUAAUGACUUGAUGCCGAUACACAUUUGUCAGUUGAGGCGGAUGUAGGGUGCGGCUUGGAUUUCGUAGGGGAGCUGGAGGGAGCUCGAGCUUGACGCCGGGGUGGUGUAAUUGAUACCCGCUUGUCACUUAUCGUCAGAGCUUAUCGGUCAACCUUGAUGGGUGUCGUCGCAUUGUCCGCUUCGAUUCCUCUGAGGAGAGGCAGACAAUCACUAGAUAGAAAUGUCUGACAUAACCAGUACUCUUUAAUACGAUCCGCAAAAGGUCUCGAAAAAAAAUAAUGCACUGAAAGAAGCAGGUAGCAUCUUGGUCGCGAAUGUUGUUGGAUGAGAGGAUGUCCUCGGCCACAUGUUUGUUGAUUUGGAC
This is a messenger RNA of Neurospora tetraspora, 1597 nucleotides long. RefSeq names its product putative methyltransferase-domain-containing protein. Bases 221 to 1279 code for a protein of 352 amino acids. The record is from RefSeq and is a predicted model, not a curated record. The transcript is spliced from 2 exons. NCBI's taxonomy places the organism in Eukaryota, Fungi, Ascomycota, Sordariomycetes, Sordariales, Sordariaceae.